AUGAUUUUAGCAUAGCUUAGACUAAUGGAUAAUCAGCCUUAUUAUUUUUAAAAAUUUGUGAGUAUUGCACUCAUAAAGAGACUCAAGGUUUAAAAAUGUAUUGUAACAAUACUAAUUAGAAUAAUAUCUGAUUUUAAAAAAAUAAAAUUCUCGAUUAAAAAGCAAAGGCAAACUUAUAAUGAGGCAACUGAAAGAUAUGAAUAGAUCUGGUUUAAAUGGUCUGAUAAAUAAUAACCUCUCACCAAAAUGAAAAGAAUUUCAAUGAAAAAAUAGAGUGUCGAAUACAAGAUAAUAAAUUUAUGGCUUGUAUACGAAUUUAAAAAUACUAAAAUGGCUCUCAAAGCGAGUAGAAGUAAAAAAGUAUUAUCUGAAUGCUUUGCCAAGUAGUUACUUUCUUCCUUAAAAGAACAACUAAAGUCAUGCGUUUCGAUUAAGAAUCCUAAUUAAAAGAAAUUAUUGUUGGGAAAUGAAGAUUUUUUAUUAAUUAAAAAAAAAGAUGCCAUUAUAAAAGAUCAUUCAUAAUAAAUCUAUACCGAUCCCAAUCGUCAAGAAGAUAUUCAGGUAAGAAAUAGUAAUAAAGUAAGUAGGGUAUUCCAAAUCUUGCAACAAUUUUAGUUUAAAUACAGAGCGUAAGGAGAUGUAAAAUAACCAAUGAUUGUAAACUGUUGA
This is a messenger RNA of Tetrahymena thermophila SB210, 669 nucleotides long. RefSeq lists its product as hypothetical. The transcript has 3 exons. The record is from RefSeq and is a predicted model, not a curated record. NCBI's taxonomy places the organism in Eukaryota, Ciliophora, Oligohymenophorea, Hymenostomatida, Tetrahymenidae.